CUCACACUCCAUUUACGGAGAGAUAAUAGAUUGAUAUAUAUAUAUAUAUGCGUGUGUAACUGUAUAUAUAUAUAUAGAUAUCUAUCGCUGACGCAGCAGAAUACUGAUUCAGUACAGCAACAAGCUCCACACAUGGCUAACAGACUAUCCCUAAGCUUCCUCUCACUCCUCUUCCUCCUCCUCUGCGGCGUCGCCUACGGAGGCCGUCUCAUCUCCGACGGCGUCCAUGACGAUUUCCGCCAACCGUUCCUCCGCCUCUAUCCGUUCUCGGCAUCAGAUUCUUGCGAGCAGUCGUACGGUUUUAUGCCCUGCACUACCACCGCACUAGGCAAUCUCUUCCUCAUCAUUGUCUAUGGUUACCUAAUGUUCCUCGCCGCCACUUAUCUAUCCAAUGGAAGCGAGCUCUUGUUAGAGAUUCUCGGCCCUGGUAUCAUCGGCGGCCUCUUUCUUCCCAUUCUCGGCGCUCUUCCUGAUGCCAUGCUCAUUCUUGUAUCUGGACUCUCUGGAAGUGCAGAAACUGCUCAAAGUCAGGUAUCAGUUGGAAUGGGCUUGCUAGCUGGCUCAACAGUCAUGCUGCUUACAGUAAUAUGGGGAACCUGCAUUAUUGUCGGCAAGUGUGAUCUUCAGGAUUCAAUUGCAAUAGAUGAAAAAGAUACCAAGGGAUUUGACUUGACUGGGUCUGGUGUUAGUACUGAUAUCUGGACUAGCUAUGCUGCAAGGAUCAUGGCAGUAUCUGUCAUCCCUUUCCUAGUCGUCCAGUUACCACAAGCUGUCCAUUCAACAUCAGGAAGGCAUUUAGCAGUCUUGAUUGCACUUAUUAUCUCCCUCCUACUACUUGUUUCUUAUUGCCUUUAUCAGGUGUUUCAGCCAUGGAUCCAAAGCAGAAGACUUGCUUUUGUAAAACAUAAGCAUGUAAUAUCGGGAUUUCUGAAAUAUAUGAGAACGAGCUCACUAGAAGGGCUCCUCACAGAUGAGGGAAAACUUAAUGAAGAUGCUAUAAAGAAGCUUUUUAAGAUGACCGACAGUGAUGGUGAUGGAUAUAUUUCAGCUCCUGAAUUAAGAGCACUGAUUGUAGGAAUUCGAUUUGAAAAGAUAGGAGAGGAUGAUGCUGCCGAUAAAGUGAUGAAAGAUUUUGACAUGUCUGAGGAUUCUAAUAUUGAUCUGCAGGAGUUUACCAAUGGAAUCUUAAAAUGGCUAGAGGAAGCCAAGCGAUAUGGUGCUUCUCCUGAGACUCUGAAUGACUUUCAUGAGCAAUCAAAGCGAGAACAUUAUCUAUUGGGGGAUCAAACUGACGAUGCUGCUGAGGGUGUUGAAAAUCCCAGGUGGACCACAUUUAAAGCAGCAUUAUUAUUGUUGCUGGGAACUGUCAUUGCUGCUGCAUUUGCUGAUCCUUUGGUAGAUGCUGUUGAUAAUUUCUCUAGUGCCACAAGCAUUCCUUCUUUCUUCAUCUCGUUCAUUGCACUGCCUAUGGCAACGAACUCCAGUGAGGCAGUGUCAGCUAUUAUCUUUGCCAGCCGUAAAAAAUUGAGAUCUGCCUCCUUAACAUUUUCUGAGUUAUAUGGUGCUGUAACCAUGAAUAACGUACUAUGCCUUUCAGUGUUCUUGGCCCUUGUUUACGUCAGGGGACUGACCUGGGACUUCUCAUCUGAGGUGUUGGUUAUUCUCAUUGUGUGUCUUGUAAUGGGUGCCUUUGCCAGCUUCCGGACCACUUUCCCUCUCUGGACUGCUUCUGUAGCUUUCUUGCUUUACCCAUUCUCUCUGGUUCUGGUGUACGUUCUUGACUAUGUUUUUGGCUGGUCAUAGAUUGAUAGAGGUAAAUGGUAAUGCUCUUUGGUGACUCUAGUUAAUCAUCUUUUGCAUAUUACGUUCUAAUUAACUGAUUAGGAUUUUUUUUUUUUUUUGGUAUGUUCGAGUUACAUAGCAUUACCACAACUAACUUUAUUUCGGAGCUAUGACAUGGCAAAUUUUCUAGUAAUAUAGAAAGCCUAUUCUUCGUCUUGCCUUCUCCCCCCCUUGACAUGUUUUUAGUAUCUUGUAUAAUUUUCAAAUAAAAAAAGGGAGUUUAGUUUUUC
Messenger RNA from Cornus florida, 2072 nucleotides. Its product is annotated as sodium/calcium exchanger NCL-like. NCBI's taxonomy places the organism in Eukaryota, Viridiplantae, Streptophyta, Magnoliopsida, Cornales, Cornaceae. The transcript is spliced from 7 exons. The coding region runs from base 133 to 1803 and encodes 556 amino acids. Gene Ontology annotation, molecular function: calcium:proton antiporter activity; calcium ion binding. The record is from RefSeq and is a predicted model, not a curated record. Gene Ontology annotation, biological process: calcium ion transmembrane transport; intracellular calcium ion homeostasis. Gene Ontology annotation, cellular component: membrane.